AUGGCUGUGGACCCAAGAAAGUCUGCCGGCCAGUUCCACCCUGAAUGGGGUCAGCAGGGGCCUGCGGUGGUGAAGGUGGAGCUGGAGGAGGACAACGCCAGGAGUCAGGUGCCGGACAACCAGCCCCCUGCCUGGGAGAUCUUCAGACAGCGCUUCAGACACUUUUGCUACCAGGAGACGCCUGGACCCAGGGAGGCACUGCGCCGACUCCGUGAGCUGUGCCGCCAGUGGCUGCGGCCCGAGACGCACAGCAAGGAGCAGAUCCUGGAGCUGCUGGUGCUGGAGCAGUUCCUGACCGUCCUGCCCGCGGAGCUCCAGGCCUGGGUGCGGGAGCACCAUCCGGAGAGCGGGGACGAGGUGGUGACGGCGCUGGAGGAUCUGGACGGAAAAAGAAAUGUACAAGUUUCAGCCUGUGUUCUGGAACAGGAAAUCCUUUUGCAGAGAGUGACCCUUCAGACGCUGGAUGAAGAAUCUUCAUACACAUGGGUUCAGCCCCCAGCAAUCCAGUUCAAGGGCAAAGGACCUGAGCCCCAACCAUCAGAGGAAGGAGAUGGUGGAGUGAGGACUGACAACGUGAUGUUAGACGUGAAGCAGGAACUCUGUGAAGAAACAGAGCCUUGUGGGAAGGGGCCUGAUGGACAGGAUGGAACUUCAUCUCAGCAUGCCAAAUACACAGGGGACAGGGAGCCCAGUGGAACUUUGGAAAGGCAGGACGGGGUUGCCCCAGGCAGAAAAGUCUCUCCCUGUGAAGAAUGCAGGAAAACCUUCACCUGGACAAGAGGCCUUCACACGCACAGGAGGACCCACAGCGGGGAGACACCAUGCUCACACACAGAGCGUGGAGAGGCCUUCAUCAGACAGUCAGAGCUAAGCCAGCACCAGGAGCUUCGUGGCAAGGAAAAGCCUUAUCACUGUCAAGAGUGUGGCAAAGGUUUCAGUCAGAAAGCAGGCCUCCUCCAACAUCUCAAAAGCCACACUGGAGAAAAGCCAUAUCGAUGUAGUAAAUGUGGCCGGUGUUUUAGUCGGAGAUCAGUUCUUACAAAGCAUCAAAGUGUCCACACUGGAGAGAAACCUUUUGAAUGUACAGACUGUGGAAAAGCCUUCUGCCAUAGUUCAGACCUAACUGAACAUCAGCGAUUCCACAAGGAGAAGCCUUAUGAAUGUAACGAGUGUGGGAAAACCUUCCGGCAACGUUCACAUCUGAUUGAGCAUCAGCGAAUUCACAGUGAAGAAAAACCCUAUGAAUGCAAAGUGUGUGGAAAAGCGUUCACUCAGUAUGCAGGACUUAACCAACACCAGAGAAUCCAUACUGGAGAGAAACCUUUUGAAUGUCCUGUGUGUGGACGCGCCUUUAGCCGGACCUCAGAACUCAUAAUACAUCACAGAAUCCACUCGGGGGAGAAACCCUAUGAGUGUGCUGAGUGUGGCAAAACCUUUAGCGUGAGCUCAACCCUGGUCAUACAUCAAAGAAGCCACACUGGGGAGAAGCCCUAUAAAUGCGGUGAGUGUGGCGAAGCCUUCAGCCAACGCUCGGGCCUUAAUAAGCACAGGUUGGGAGGGAAGCACGGGAACCCCCCUGAGCGAGGAACACACAAGUGUGGUGAGUGUGGGAAGACCUUCACUCGGUCGACCGGCCUGCGGAACCAUACAAGAAUCCACACUGGGGAUAAAACCUACCAGUGUCCUGAGUGUGGGAAGGCCUUCACCAGGGGCGAGCAUCUUAUCGAACACCAGGCGAUUCACAACAAGGUAAAGCCCUAUCAGUGUAAAGAGUGUGGCAAAACCUUCAGUCAGAAGACGGGUCUUAGUCACCAUGUCAGAAUCCACACGGGAGAGAAGCCUUUUCAGUGCCCGGAAUGUGGGCGCGCCUUCAGUUGGAAGUCAGAUCUCAAGAAACAUAAGAGAGUCCACUCGGAGGAGAAGCCCUAUGCGUGUGAGGAGUGUGGGAAGGCCUAUAGGCAGAGAGCCACGCUGCUCCAGCACCUGAGGGGCCACAGGGAGCUGAGCCCGGCCGGCCGAGUGAGUGCGGGGAAUCCCCCUGGGGGCCCCCACCCAGUACCAGAGAAUCCGCUGCACCCUGACACCCCGCCCAGGCGUGAGGUGAAAACUGCGGGGAGAAUCCACGACUCCUUUUCUUAA
Messenger RNA from Puma concolor (puma), 2139 nucleotides. NCBI's taxonomy places the organism in Eukaryota, Metazoa, Chordata, Mammalia, Carnivora, Felidae. The record is from RefSeq and is a predicted model, not a curated record.